UUGGAUUUAGAAGUCCCCGUUUCGUCUAUGCAUCAACACUGAAUCCUAUCGCAGCAAUACAUUCAGCUAGAGUCCAUAAUUUUUGGCUACCCCCACUCUCGGAUCUUCUGCAAUACAUAUACAAGAGGAACAAAAACCCAAUGGAGCGAAAACCAGUGGUGGUGAUGAACGUAAAAAUGUGUUGUCCUAAAUGCGAAGAGAAGGCAAGAGAAGAAUGCCAGGAAGUUUCAGGAGUGGUGAGGGUCAUUACGGAGAGGAGCGAGAGCAAAGUGACGGUGUAUGGUCAAGCCGAUGCAGAUGCCUUGCUCAAGAAAAUGAGGAGGCAUCUUGACAAGCACGCAAUGUUUUGGCGCACUCUCGACGGGGCAGAGGUUGCGCAUCCAUUACUUUCCGUUGAUCCCCCGGCAUUGCAUGCUCAAAGUCGUACUGCAGGAUUGGAACACAAAAGCUGUCCAAAGUUGAGAACUGACAUUCCUUCUUCAGUUGAUACAAAGGAUGGGAGACCGCUUGUGCAGCCUCGAGAAGUACACCAGGUCGAGAGAGAGACCAGGGGGAGUAUACAGAAUACUCAAGAUAGAUCGCCUGUUCCUCGGGAUACGCACGGUCAUGGCGAGUUCCCUGGAGCUGGAAAGCAUGGGCACGAAGGCCCUCAGAAAGUUGUCUUUGUUCACGCCGACGCUUCAGUCGAUCCCUUGAGAGCUCAUGCAACUGAUCCUCAUGAUGGAAACAUUAGGUCUAUUGCAGCCCAUGAGCCACCUGAUGCAAUGCAUUCUAAUACAUCACCUCGUGGUAAGCAACUCUCAGGUUCUUCUGUGAUGCACUCAGUUGCCACAGAUCCUCGUGAAGGGCGCCCACUCACACCGCCUUACGGAAGGCCCAUGGACCCUCGCGAAAUGCAGCGACCAGUUCAUCCCCGAGAUGAAAUGCGACCAAUUUACCACACUUGUGAUGGAAGCCCCUUCGACCCACAUGCCACGAGAUCUACUGACCGUCGUGAUCAGCUGCCACUCAUGGAUCCCCACAUGAGAAGACCAGCUGAAUCAGUAGACCAUCGAGAAAUGAUGCGUCCAGCUGACCCUCGAAUGACGAGGACCAUCGACCCACGUGAUAUGCGCACAGUGGAUCCUCGCAAGACCGAUCCGCGUGAUGAGAGAUCAAUAGGGGCUACAAGUUAUAGGCGUGCACCAGAGCAACAUCCUCGAUCAGGCACGAGAGUUCCGGAGUGAUUAGUUCCGGUUCGAACUGGACGGGACUCACGAGAGCUCAACUUAAUAUCCAGCGAUCCUCGAGAACCACGAUUAAGCCCAAUUAGAGGGCAAUAUCCUGAGCAGAACAGGCCUCUAAGUCCUCGCGAACAAGAUCAGCACUUGUCACGAAGUCCAAGGCAGGCACUUGAUCACGGUCCCCGUAGUCCAAGGGAUUAUCAUCAACCUGAUUACGCUCAGCGCGAGUCCUCUCGAGAAAUGUUAGGACCUCAGUACGGGUCACGGGGCUUUAGUGAAGGCACUGGCCAUGCUUCGCGAGCAUCAGAUAGGGCGAGGGUGCCAGGGACCAUGCCCGCUUACAGAACCGUGGACCCUCGUGUAGCAGCGGCAUAUGAAUUCCAAGGCUAUAGCGAACCUCGAGGCGAGCAUGCAUAUCCCCGAGGGAGUGCAGGCGGACCCUCAGAAGUACCGCCACAGGUGCGUACAUAUGGCGACUUUGAGCCAGGAGAGCUGGAUAUGACUUUGCGGGAGUUGCAUCAAGACAUGACUGAAUUGGAUGGUGAGCUUCGUCGCCUGGGGCAUGACAUUGGGCGAUUCUUGCCAGAUGGGUUCCUACGACAGUACGCCCCGCAGCACAGUGAGUCCCGGAGGAGGGAAGCGGAUCCCCGAGACCAUCAACCCAAACAGAACUACUACAGUGAUUACAAGCCCAGCCAAAAUUAUCAGCCCGGCCCUCUCUCCUCUCAGGAAAUAGACGAGGUCCCCAUCACCAACCCCAACUACAAGAAGCACAUCAACAACCGUGCAGAUCAGUAUUAAUAAUUUUAAUCCCCUUUUUGUCUCUUGCUCUGCUGCUGUUGCUUCCCAUUCCCUAUUUGCACGUCGUGAACAUCCUGUGUUUUUGUAGAGCAGAAACAUCAAAGCCGAAUGAAUGGCUUAGUGGAGUCCUCUCCAUAUUUUAUAUUCUGUGCCCUACAUGAUUUCCACAUCGCCUUCAUUACUUAUCUGCCCACUUGAACACAUCUCAUGAAGCUCUACGGCUUAGAAAACGUGCAGAUAUCACUCUGCUCCUAAUUUUGUACGAGCAUCCUACGCUGCAAGUUCUGUCAAUAAUCAAAUUGGUGAUGUUUCGAGAUCAGUAAUCUGCCAA
Messenger RNA from Physcomitrium patens, 2355 nucleotides. Lineage: Eukaryota; Viridiplantae; Streptophyta; Bryopsida; Funariales; Funariaceae. The record is from RefSeq and is a predicted model, not a curated record.